AUGAAUCCUCCUCAAACUGCCCGUUUUCCUAUUUUUAACAUCCCUGAAGGAGCAUUUAGAACAUUAAAUUCUCACUGGUGUCCAUCAAAAAAAGUGCACAGCAUUGCAUUGCCCAAUAUCAAUGGAUUCCGUGUAUAUUAUCAUCUGGAAAACGGAACCGGAAAAAUGAUUCAAUUGGAUUGUGUUGAAUGCCAACCAAUCAUCUAUGAGCAACAUCUACUUCCAUUUCAAUCAAUCUUCUGUAAAGAACUCAACAAUCAGCUGAUUUUCGUUAAAAAUUAUGUGACAUUACAAAUCGAACAAUACGUAUUCUGCCCGGCAACUGGAGGAUUUAUUCAAGUUGAUUUGCCUAAUUAUACUCCAGAUAUGACGAAAAUAAGCGCUUCGAAUGUCAUCUUCAAUUUGAAUCACCCGAGAUUUGGAAAAUUUUCAAUCCAAAAAGAUGUAAACGGAGUUAUCAGGAAGCUCGUAUAUAACGAAAAUGCCAGGAUGUAUGUGCCGAUCCAGCCGCUGUGCGUUAGAACUCUUUCGAUUCAAAAAAUGGAGAAAGUGGUGUGUGGAGAGAUAAAACCUGAUGUUAUUGAUGAAUCAUAUCGCUAUUAUAUCAGCAAAUGCUCGCAUUUUCAAACGAUUUGUUUCGGAGUUGCUUAUAAUGGAAAUAGUUACAAAUUCACGCACGAUGAGAAGAAUGGUUCAUUUACUCCGUUUCAAUGCAAACGUUGCAUUAAUGAAACAACGGAAACUGGACUCUCAGCAUUGUAUUCUGUGUAUCAUGAGCAUUCCAAACAGUUCGUAAUUUUCGCUCGGAAUGGAAUGAAUUAUAAGGUGGAGCAAUUCAUCUAUAAUGAUAUAACGACUGGCUUCGAACAGAGAGAUUACAAGGAUCUCAUCUACAACAACAACUUCGACCAUCUGAAACCACAUGAAUUUCUUUGUAUCAAUAUCAAUGAGACAACAAAAGAUGUGACUGUCAUUAAGAAAAAACCAUUCGGUCUGGAAAAGGUUCGAUGCGAUGGAGAAAAGAAGACGUUCGCGGUGUUGCCAGAAUUUCCGGUGAAGCUUUUGAGACCAUUCAUGAUUAUCGAUCGUCCGACAGAAAUGAUUACAUAUCCGAAUUCGAUUCAGAACAUUACGAAAGAUAUUUUGCAAGGUUCAACCACCACCGAUGACGACCAAGAAGGAGCUUCUCUCCAAAGCAACUCAUGUCAGACUGAAGUGGUUCCUGAUACGCUUGAGGAUUUCCAAACACUUUCGAUCAAUCAGAAGAAAAAGAAGAAAAGUAAGUUGUAUGAAGUAGCUUAUAUAAGGACCUCAUUCUGA
Messenger RNA from Caenorhabditis remanei, 1320 nucleotides. RefSeq lists its product as uncharacterized. The transcript is spliced from 3 exons. Bases 1 to 1320 code for a protein of 439 amino acids. Lineage: Eukaryota; Metazoa; Nematoda; Chromadorea; Rhabditida; Rhabditidae. Gene Ontology annotation, biological process: autophagy. The record is from RefSeq and is a predicted model, not a curated record.